Sarcophilus harrisii (Tasmanian devil) is the source of this 1414-nucleotide messenger RNA. RefSeq names its product arylacetamide deacetylase-like 4. The record is from RefSeq and is a predicted model, not a curated record. The transcript has 4 exons. Lineage: Eukaryota; Metazoa; Chordata; Mammalia; Dasyuromorphia; Dasyuridae. Gene Ontology annotation, cellular component: membrane. Bases 1 to 1233 code for a protein of 410 amino acids. Gene Ontology annotation, molecular function: carboxylic ester hydrolase activity.
AUGACCUUGCUAUUCUUCUUCCUCCUGGCAGGGUGCAUCUUUAGCCUGGGUUUUGGACUAUGGGCAGUCUUUGAACAUUUCUUUACUACAGAUGUCCCUGCUGCCAUUGGCCACACAAUGCAACUCCGUAUUCUACACUGUGCCUUUCAACUGAUGAUAAAUUUCGGAAAGAUCUGUGAGAAGCUGGGAAUUUGCUCAGUGCCAAAAUUUGUUCACGUUUUAUUGUUUUUUUACUUUUUACUGAUACCGAUCAAGAAGGAUCCAAAAGUUGUAGUAAAAAACUUAUGCUUUGGGACAAUACCCAUGAGAGUAUAUCAACCAAAGGCAGCAUCUACAAGUCUCCGGAAAGGAAUUAUCUUCUUCCAUGGAGGUGGCUUGGUAAUUGGGAGUCUGGAUGACUACAAUAGUCUGUGCUGCUACUUGUCCAGAGAAACUGACUCAGUGGUUCUGUCAAUUGGUUACCAUUUGGCUCCAGAGCACAGGCACCCUUCUGUAUUGAAUGACUGCAUGGCUGCUUUCAUCCACUUUCUGAGAACUCUGGAAACCUAUGGCGUUGAUCCUUUUCAUAUCAUCCUGUGUGGAGACAGUUCUGGAGGGACAGUCACGGCUACUAUUUGCCAAACCGUUGUGACCCAACCAGAUCUCCCCAAGAUACGAGCACAGAUUAUGAUCUACCCCUAUCUCCAGGGAUUUAAUUUCCAGCUACCUUCACAUCAGCAGUACAAAAAUGUUUUAUUCCUCACCCGGGAUCUUGCCAUUUUCUGCAUAUUCCAAUAUUUUGAUAUCCCCUUAUCUUGGAAAACUGCUAUUCUGAAUGGUGCCCAUCUGUCCCCUGAGAUGCGGAAGAAGUGUGAGGAAAUGAUAAAUGCGGACAACAUUCCAAAGAGGUUUAAAGAGAGAGGGUACCAGCCCAUGUCACCUAGCCCUUUUAAUGAAGAAGUUUACAUGGAAAGCAAACAGCUGUUAAGCACAAUCAGUUCACCCCUAACUGCUGACGAUGACAUCAUUGCCCAACUCCCCCAAACCCUGCUUGUGAGCUGUGAGUUUGAUAUCUUAUGGGAUGAUACCCUGCUGUACAAGAAGAGGCUGGAGGAUCAGGGGGUGCCCGUGAACUGGCACCACAUUGAAGAUGGUUUUCAUGGAGUACUUCUCACCUUUGACAAAAAGUACUUUUGUUUCCCCUACUCCUUAAAAAUUCUGAAUAUUAUUGUCCAUUUUAUAAAGAACCUGUGAAUCCCACUCCAGGGAUUUUUAAGAAAGACUGGCAAGUAUGGACUCUAUCUAAAGUUAGGUUCACUGUUGGGUUUCAUUUUAUUGAUUUAGGAGAUAGGGCAAGUUCUACGGCUGACAGGGAAGAGAUUGGGAAUUUAGUCCUGGGUUAGACACAAGAGAUUCAUGGAAGAGUGAAGAAAGA